AUGGCUACGGAUCCGCUUGAUCAGCUUCUUGAACUCGAGAAUGACUACUACAAAGAAGGUCAUGAUGCUGGUGUAGCUGACGGCGCUUAUGCCGGCAUGGUUGAGGGCAAAGUGUUCGGAAUUGAGAAGGGGUACGAAAAAGCAAUCGAACUCGGCAGACUACAUGGACGUGCCCUGGUAUGGCGAGAACGAUCAGGCCUCGGGAAGAAAGGGGGUUCUGAGGAAGCAUCAGAGUCUUCGGCUGCUCAUCCUUCAGGGCUGGGAGACAUCAUCCAGAGUCUUUCGCAACUGUCGGACAACACCCGCUUCCGACGGCACGUUGAAGGUCUGUACCAUUCUUCCGACGGCGCAACUGUUGCAAAAGCCAAUUCAGACGAGGCGGUGACCGAAUUUGAUGACCGGGUUGCAAGGGCACAAGCAAAGGCUAAGGUCAUAGCCAAUAUUGUUGGAGAAUAUCUCAACUCUACCCCAACCUCAAACGUCGGCAUUGAAGAUGCCACCGGCUUGAAAGCCCGACAUUGA
This is a messenger RNA of Cladophialophora psammophila CBS 110553, 522 nucleotides long. RefSeq lists its product as uncharacterized. The coding region runs from base 1 to 522 and encodes 173 amino acids. The transcript has a single exon. NCBI's taxonomy places the organism in Eukaryota, Fungi, Ascomycota, Eurotiomycetes, Chaetothyriales, Herpotrichiellaceae. The record is from RefSeq and is a predicted model, not a curated record.